AUGACCACCGCUUUCGCUAGUAUCCCGCUUCCGAUAAAGCCAUCUGGUGGCCGCCCGCUCCCUUAUGCCUGUGCUGCCCCUACAUUCCCGAGCAUUAGCUGCGGCUCGUCGCCGUCGAAGAUCGCAACCGAGAACCAAUGGUUUCGCAGCAGCGGCGGCGGGUCCAGACCUCAGCCGCCACCGCAUCGGUCACAGGCCUCUCGUUUGAACAGCUCCUCGUCGGCGUCCUCUGCCAUCUAUGGUGGGCCCGGCGGCGAGGCUUACAAGACAGCGGAUGAAGGUGCAGGCGAGAUGACCCGCCAGCCCGUCUACGAGACAUCGUUAGACACACGUGUCAAGCAGCGAGAACCCGACCAGGGCCCGGACCGACCGGCCCAGAGUCCCGCGAUCACCCUCCUCGGGCCGCAGCAGCAGCCGCGUGCAGGUCCACCCCACCCGGUGCCGCCAUCGCCCUCGCCCCCGGGAGUGUCAGCCACACCAGGCCACAAGGGAGGCACCACAAGACAGCCCCCACCGCAGGACGCCCGCCUCCCGAAGCGACCACCACACCAGGGGAGCAGCCGCAGCGCCCGGUAUCCUCCAGUACCCAGCAGCAAGCAGUCCCAACACCCCAUGGUUACAGCAGCAGUGGCGGUGGCAAUCCCUCAGCACCGACUCCCGCCACCAGAGAUCACGACCCGGUGUUCAGGCAAGCGUCAGCGGCCAUUGACCAGAGACAUCCACCACCAUGGUCGCCCACCUCCGGGAACGCCCCCGCCCGGGCCAUCGCCGUCAAGUGCAGCAUCCACGCAGGCGUCAAGGCGCUCCCCCUAG
This is a messenger RNA of Dermacentor silvarum, 813 nucleotides long. RefSeq names its product basic proline-rich protein-like. The record is from RefSeq and is a predicted model, not a curated record. Lineage: Eukaryota; Metazoa; Arthropoda; Arachnida; Ixodida; Ixodidae. The coding region runs from base 1 to 813 and encodes 270 amino acids. The transcript has a single exon.